This is a messenger RNA of Girardinichthys multiradiatus, 3509 nucleotides long. RefSeq names its product phosphodiesterase 6A, cGMP-specific, rod, alpha (gene pde6a). Gene Ontology annotation, biological process: signal transduction. The transcript is spliced from 24 exons. Lineage: Eukaryota; Metazoa; Chordata; Actinopteri; Cyprinodontiformes; Goodeidae. The record is from RefSeq and is a predicted model, not a curated record. The coding region runs from base 69 to 2633 and encodes 854 amino acids. Gene Ontology annotation, molecular function: protein binding; 3',5'-cyclic-nucleotide phosphodiesterase activity.
CUGCACCUUGGUCGGUAAGGAGGACAGAGGGAUUACACACUUUACAAUACAAAGACUUAACAGCAGCCAUGGUGGAUGCAGCUGCAGCAGAGCAGUUCCUGGAUGCCAACCCAGCAUUUGCAAAGCAGUACUAUGACACGUUUCUAAAGCCAAAAAUAAUCUCAGACCUGCUGGACAGCAAUAGAGAGCCUGUGUUGGACAUCCGCACUUUCCAUGAUCUGACGAUGGUAGAUGAGAGUGAGAUUCUUUUCGACUUGGUACGGGACAUACAGGACAACUUGCAGACUGAGCGCUCUGUCUUCAAGCUCAUGAAACACCUCAGCUUCAUGAUGAGGGCGGACCGCAUGAGCCUCUUCAUGUACCGGCAGAGGAACGGUGUGGCUGAGCUCGCCACAAGAUUAUUCAAUGUCCAUAAAGAUGCAGUAUACGAUGAAUGCCUGGUGCAACCUGAAAGUGAAAUUGUGUACCCGCUGGAUAUGGGCAUAGUGGGCCAUGUGGCCACUAGCAAGAAGAUGGUCAACAUUCCUGACGUGUCACAGAAUCCACAUUUCAGUAAUUUUGUUGAUGAGCUGACUGAGUAUAAGACCAAAAACAUCCUCGCCAUUCCCAUCAUGAACGGCAAAGACAUGGUGGCUGUUAUGAUGGCAGUCAAUAAGUUGGACGGACCGUGCUUCACUGCCAAGGAUGAGGAGACUCUAAACAAAUAUCUCAACUUUGCUAACCUGGUGCUGAGAGUUUACCAUCUGAGCUACUUGCAUAACUGCGAGACCAGGAGGGGUCAGGUACUGCUGUGGUCAGCCAGCAAGGUGUUUGAGGAGCUGACAGACAUAGAGAGGCAGUUCCACAAGGCCUUGUACACAGUGAGAGCUUUCCUAAACUGUGACCGCUACUCUGUUGGUCUGCUGGACAUGACCAAGACCAAGGAGUUCUUCGACAUGUGGCCCAUACUGAUGGGAGAGGCUCCACCAUAUGAUGGACCCAAGACACCUGAUGGCAGGGAAAUUAUCUUCUACAAAGUGAUCGACUACAUCCUUCAUGGCAAAGAAGAUAUUAAAGUCAUUCCGAGUCCUCCAGAUGAUCACUGGGCCCUUGUCAGUGGUUUACCUACUUAUGUUGCAGAAACUGGGCUGAUUUGCAACAUCAUGAAUGCUGCUGAGGAUGAGUUUUUUAACUUCCAGACGGAGCCGCUGGAUGAGUCUGGCUGGACCAUUAAGAAUGUCCUGUGUUUGCCAGUUGUCAACAAAAAAGAAGAGAUAGUGGGUGUGGCCACGUUCUAUAACAGGAAGGAUGGGAAACCCUUUGAUGAAAUGGAUGAAACCCUGAUGGAGUCUCUGACCCAGUUCCUGGGCUGGUCUGUGCUGAACACUGACACAUAUGACAAGAUGAACAAGCUGGAGAACAGGAAGGACAUCUUCCAGGACAUGGUGCUGUACCACGUCAAGUGUCGUAAGGACGAAAUCCAGAACGUACUGGACACCAGAGAGAGAUGGGGGAAGGAACCGGAUGAGUGUGAGGAGGAGGAACUUCAGGAUAUUCUGUCAGAAGUUCUACCAAAUGCCAAGAAAUCUGAGAUCUACGAGUUUCACUUCUGCGACUUUGAUCACAGUGAGCUGGACCUGGUGAAAUGUGGCAUCAAAAUGUACUACGAGCUGAAAGUAGUGGACAAGUUUCACAUUCCUAGAGAGGUCUUGGUGAGAUUUAUGUACUCACUCAGUAAAGGCUACAGGAAGAUCACCUACCACAACUGGAGACACGGAUUCAACGUUGGACAGACCAUGUUCACUCUGCUGAUGACAGGUGAUCUGAAGCGUUACUACACAGACCUGGAGUGCAUGGCAAUGGUGACGGCAGGCUUCUGUCACGAUAUCGACCACAGAGGAACCAACAACUUGUACCAGAUGAAGUCGGGUAAUCCUCUGGCUAAGCUUCAUGGCUCGUCUAUCCUGGAGAGACACCAUCUGGAGUUUGGCAAGACUUUGCUAAGAGAUGAGGCAUUAAACAUUUAUCAGAAUCUGAACCGCCGCCAGCAUGACCUCGUCAUCCACCUCAUGGACAUUGCAAUUAUCGCCACAGACCUGGCUCUCUAUUUCAAAAAGAGAACGAUGUUCCAGAAGAUUGUUGACCAGUCCAAAACCUACGAAAAUUGGAACGAUUGGACCAAAUACAUGAUGCUUGAGACCACCCGCAAAGAGAUUGUCAUGGCCAUGAUGAUGACUGCCUGUGAUCUUUCUGCCAUUGCCAAACCAUGGGAGAUCCAGAGCAAGGUGGCGCUGUCUGUGGCUGCAGAGUUCUGGGAACAGGGAGACCUGGAGAGGACCGUCUUGGAACAGCAACCCAUUCCUAUGAUGGACAGAAACAAAGCGGAUGACCUACCAAAGCUGCAGUGUGGUUUCAUCGACUUUGUUUGCUCAUUUGUAUACAAGGAGUUCAGCCGUUUCCAUGUGGAGAUCACCCCCAUGCUGGAUCGUCUCCUGAACAACAGGAAGGAGUGGAACGCUCUCAAGGAGGUGCACGAAGCCAAACUGGCAGCCAUCGAGGCCGCUAAGAAGGCCACAGAGGAGGCAGCUCAGACCGCUGCAGCAGCUAAACAAGCUGCAAGUGCAUCCCAGUCAAAGACCUGUGUUCUGAGCUAGAAAGUCUGCUGUAACCCCCGGAAGACCACUGCAUGUUUGGUGUAAAGCAUAAGGUCUUUUUCAGCUCACACCUGAAAAAUCUAUCUUAUAGAAAAUAAAUUUUAGUUCUCCUAACUUAUGAAUUUAUUAAAUCAACUUUUAAUUUUUCCUCUUAUGCUUUUCCUCUGCACUGUUUCCUUCUCUUGCCAGAAUGUUAUUUUUCUUCUGCACAGCGCAUCGCUCAUUUCUGAAAAUCACACAUAAGACAGAGAAUAUUGAUGAUGAAGGGAGUCUUUUCAGAAAUGUAAUGCAGCAUUACUUUGCCAGUCUCUAUGAACUGCUUGUAGUUGAGUUGUGGCAUUUUCCAAAACAGUGCAGGCUAUUGGUUAUUUUUAAAGUUUUUAAGAUGUAUUAAUAAAUAACAAGGCUGCAAAAUUUCAACUUAAAUGUAAUUUAUUUUAUAUUGCUGACACAUUUUGUGACAUUUGCUGUGUUGAAAUGGAUGCCCUGCUCAUUUGUUUGCAUGCUGUAAAAUAGAUAUUUUUUAUAUUAUUCCAGAUAAAAGGUAAAUGCUUGUAUAAUGGCCAUUGAGUUUUUCUCAGUUUUGCAGCAUUAAUGUUUCUGUGCUGUGUACAUUAAAAUCUCUCUGACUUCAUUGACUGAAGCUAUUUUUAAUGGUUAGCAGAAAAAUUGAUUAUGUACGAAAAAGAAGCUUUUUUUUUACAGUUUGAGAAAUGUGAAGCUUUUUUUCAUCUCUUUGUAAAAAUAGGUUAUUGGCAUUCUUAUAUAUUGUUUUCUUGCUUAAUAUGGUCGAGUGACUGAACUACAGACAUCAGAUUUUCUCUGUUAGAAGUAAUUAAAGAUGCUUUGUCCAUUAAAGAUCAGAAACCAAAAUUC